GUAUUUAACAACAGUACACAUAUUUAUUUUUUGUUUUCAAAUACUGUAAUUGAGUCCAAAAUGCGUUUAAAAUAUUCUAAAACACUAUUAGAAUCGCAGGGUUGUGACUCUCCAAUUGCAGAUUUAAGCUGGUCUCCAAAUAACGUUAAGCUAGCCGUGGCAACAAAUGAACGGCAGAUUUUAUUAUUCGAUCUCGAUGGUACACGGAGAGAUAAAUUCAGCACCAAGCCAGCUGACCCCGCUGCUGGAAAAAAGUCUUAUGUUAUUACUAGUAUAUCAUUUAGCGAAAAUUCGGAGUUGCUUGGGGUGGCGCAGUCCGACAACAUGGUAUUCGUGUACCGCGUGGGUGCAGACUGGAGUGGCAAGAAGGUGAUAUGUAACAAGUUCCCUCUCUCCGGGGCGCCGUUGAAGCUGCUUCCUAGCGAGGCUGGUUUCUUCACUGGCACCAGCGAUGGUAAAAUAAGGUCUCUCGACUGUAAAAGCAAUAAGAGUUCAAGCAUGUGGUCGGCUGGUUCGUGUUGCGUGGCGCUGGCGCGGUGCGAGGCUGCGCUGGCUUCCGGCCACGUCGACGGCACCAUAUACCUGAACGGCCGAUUGCUGCUGCGCUACGCAUUACCGCCUACUGCUCUCUUGCUUUUACUGCCUUAUUUGAUUGUGGGGUCGUGCGACGGUCGCAUUUCAAUGUAUGAGGCGCAGCGAGGCGCUCUGUUGCGGAGCUUAGAGCCGCAGCUACCACCGGAUCGACGAGACUUCAUCGCUGUGGCGGCUAGCCCUUCUGGGCAGACGAUGGCAUUUGGCGUGUUCGACGGCUGCCUGGUGGGGGAGGUAAAGGAGACCGGUAACAUUGAGCUGUCUCCGCUUCACAUACCGCACCUGUACGCGACGCGCGCACUCGCCUGGAGCGGCGACGGCACUAGGCUAGCGCUCGCAUCGCAGACCGGCGCUGUUAUACAACUAGAAGCUGUACUUAGGCGUUGGGUGUGGCGCGACAGUGUGGAGGUGCAGCACGUAAGCCCACGCCAGCUGCUGCUGCGCCGGCUGGCGGGGGACGCGCCGCCGCUUUCUGUCACCACCAAUCAUGCACACGAUAUAUACAAUGUGCGAUUUAUAGGUAACGAUUGGUAUGCUGUAUGUAGGACCAACACAACUUUGAUACUUUGCGACAUAGCGCGUGGACUGACAAGCGAGAUCCCAUGGAGUGGCAGCGGGGAGCGCAUCUACGCGGCGGUGGGCGGCGCCUGCCUGCUGCACCGCGCGGGCGAGCUCAGCGUCGUUGAGUACGGCCUUGACAAAGUUCUGCACACCGUGCGGACGGAGCGCGUGAACCCUCACGUGCUGAGCGUGCGCGUCAACGAAGGGCCGACGCAAGCCGCAGACCGCAAGCACCUCGCCUACCUCCUCGACAAGCAGACAGUUGCUGUACUGGAUCUCGUUACAGGCGUGCAGGUGGGGCAGUGGUGGCACGAGGCGCGCGUGGACUGGCUGGAGCUGAACGAGAGCGCGCGCCUGCUGCUGUACCGCGACACGCGCCGCAACCUCACGCUGCUGCGACUCGACACCGCUGACAAAGAGACUAUAGCGCGCGGAGUGAGCUUCGUACAAUGGAUCGAGAACAGCGACGCAGUUGUUGCGCAGACGCACACUCAUUUGCUUAUUUGGUACAGCGCGUGGGAGCCGGGCAGUGUGGAGAGUGUGGAGUGCGAGGGCGGCGUCGCGGUGGAGGUGAGCGCGCGCCGCGUGGUGCUGGAGGGCGGCCAGCUGCCCUACGUACAGCUCGACGAACAUAGACUUGCUUUCAACAGUGCGUUAGAGGGCGGUGAUCUGACGACUUGCGCCAAGUAUUUGGAAGGAGUGGGCGGCAGCGCGGACGUCACUGCCCUGUGGAAACAGCUUGCUGACACUGCGCUUGAAGCCAAUGAUAUACAGCUAGCUGCAACAUGCUAUCGCGAGGCGGGAGACGAGGCGCGAUCGCUCUUCCUGGACAACGCUCUGCAGCUCGCAGCCGUUGAGGGUGAUGGAGACGUGGCUGCUGGUCUGUGUAGUCCCGUGGUGCAGGCGGAGCUGUGCAUCCUGGCGGGGCGCGUGUCGGAGGCGGCGGAGUGCUACGUGCGGCGCGCGGGCCGGCCGCGCCUGGCGCUCGACAUGUACCGCCGCUACAAUAUUUGGCCGGAAGCUAUCGCCUUGGCAGAGAAACACUUCCCCGCGGAGGCGCCGGAAUUGAAGCGACAAUAUAUGGAUUAUUUGAUGUCAACUGGGCGCGCGGGCGAGGCGGGCGAGGUGCUGGCGGCGGGCGGGGAGGUGCGGGGCGCGGUGCGGCUGUGGCUGCGCGGGGGGCGCGUGCGGCGCGCGGCCGCCGCGCUGCUGGCGCACACCUCGCUGCUGCGCGACGACGAACUCCUGCAUGCUGUGCACACGCACCUUGUUCAGGAGGAAUGGUGGGAAUUAGCGGGAGAACUAUCGGAGAAAAGAGGCGACACUAAAGCCGCGGUAGAAUACUUCGCCAAAGGACACAAUUAUGCAAGAGCUGUUCAGCUAGCAAGAGAGUGGUGUCCGGAGCAAGUGACGGCGCUGGAGCGCGCGUGGGGCGCGUGGCUGGCGGGCGCGCGGCAGGCGGGCGCGGCGGUGCCGCACCUCAUAGAGGCGGGCGACACGCGCGCCGCGCUGCACGCCGCGCUCAAGGCGCAUCUCUACAAGAAAGCGCUGCAGAUUGUACAGGUUAUCGACGACAAGGAGUCGAUACGUGAACAAUGCGAGCAAUUGGGGGACCACUUCAUUUCUACUCAGGACUGGGAGACGGCAGAAAACGUACUAACAUCUAGCAAUAUGGCGGAACGUUGCGUCAAAGCGUACAACACGGCGGGCCGUAUUGCCGACGGACUGAGGGUCGCGGCAUCGCAUCUUACUGAAGAACAAACGAGAGAUAUUUAUUUGCCUCUAGCUCAACAGUUGAGGGAGGAGGGACAAUUGAGGAAAGCGGAGCAAAUUUACAUCGGUCUAGGAGAGCCGGACGAAGCUAUAUCUACGUACAAGGAGGCAAGUCAGUACGAGGCGAUGCUACGUCUUGUGGCGGCGCAUCGCAGCUCCCUGCUGGAGGCGACGCGUCGCCACGUGGCGCAGGCUCUGCACGCCGCGGGUGACUUGCGCGCCGCUGAAACAUAUUAUAUUCAAGCUGGAGAAUGGAAGAGCGCUAUCCAGAUGUACAAGUCGAGCGGGCAGUGGGAGAGCGCCGAGCGCGUGGCGCGCGCGCACGGGCCCGCCGCC
This is a messenger RNA of Papilio polytes (common Mormon), 3261 nucleotides long. It is a transcript of the gene Oseg2, whose product is annotated as intraflagellar transport protein osm-1. NCBI's taxonomy places the organism in Eukaryota, Metazoa, Arthropoda, Insecta, Lepidoptera, Papilionidae. Gene Ontology annotation, molecular function: protein binding. Gene Ontology annotation, biological process: intraciliary transport. Gene Ontology annotation, cellular component: axoneme; intraciliary transport particle B; ciliary basal body. The record is from RefSeq and is a predicted model, not a curated record. The annotation marks the transcript as partial. The transcript is spliced from 23 exons.